This is a messenger RNA of Labeo rohita (rohu), 1195 nucleotides long. It is a transcript of the gene btg4, whose product is annotated as B-cell translocation gene 4. The record is from RefSeq and is a predicted model, not a curated record. NCBI's taxonomy places the organism in Eukaryota, Metazoa, Chordata, Actinopteri, Cypriniformes, Cyprinidae. Gene Ontology annotation, cellular component: cytoplasm; nucleus. The coding region runs from base 206 to 970 and encodes 254 amino acids. The transcript is spliced from 4 exons. Gene Ontology annotation, biological process: negative regulation of mitotic cell cycle; negative regulation of cell population proliferation.
GAAAUUGAUUGAAUUUCUUAGGUGUGAUGCUUGUGAUGACUUUUUAUAGUUGAAGCAAAACAACAGUGUAGCAUUUACGUCUUAAGCAGCUGCAUUAUUGAACAAGUUGUUUGUUUCUUUGAUUGUGAUUUUAUAUUUUUAAGUAAUUUUAAAGGAAAAAAAGCACCCAGCUUGUCCAGUUAACUCUCCACCUGAACAUUUAAAAAUGAAGGAAGAGAUUGCAGCAACAGUGUUUUUUAUUGCGAGACUAGCGAAGAAACAUGGUAAACUGGAUCGUGUCAGAAGGGAGAAGUUUGCUGUAGAACUAACCUCAGUGCUCUUUGAAAACUACAAAAGUCAUUGGUACCCAGAAAAUCCAACCAAAGGACAAGCUUUUAGGUGUCUAAGGAUGAACAAAGCUCAAGCGAGAGACCCGGUUAUUGAGCAUGCUUGUCGCCGGAGUGACAUUGUUUAUGAAAAUCUUGGAUUACCAAAGGAAAUGACCAUUUGGGUUGAUCCUGGAGAGGUGUCAUGCCGGUAUGGUGAGAAGUCAACCCCAUUUUGUGUUACCCAGCUGGAGGGUCAAAAGAGAGAUGGGGAAUUCUCUCGUAGGAUAAACAAUGCAGUGGAAAGGGCUUCGUCGGACUACCACUCUGGAACCUCCUCAGAUGAGGAGGGAGGAAACACCAGCAUGAGCAGCAGUGUGAGCAGCAGCAACAGCAGCAGUCUUUCCGUUCCAGAGCCUAAAUGCAUCCCAACAGUCUCCAACCCAAACAGUGUCUAUCAGUUCAGUGAGUUUGGGCAGCCCCCACCUAUGCAGAACUGGGGCACCUACCCUAAGAGAAAGCCAUAUGCCUCUGAGGGCUACCAGCUGCAUUCCUCAAGUGGACCAUACCCACCUCAUAAGAGUUUCAAAGGCUACAGGCCCUCUUAUGCCUUCUCUGGUCCAAGGGUGGACCGAUAUCACUGGGUCAGCAAGAACCGCUCCUAGACUUCAGUGUUAAAACUAGUGGUGUUUUUAGUAUUGUUUUGCUGAGCAGCUAUGCAGGCACAUGUGAGUGUUCUAGAAUAUAACUAAUGUCUAUGUAGUGCUUUAAUAAACUUAUGGAGGCAUGUAGCAAUGCCAUGAAGGCACUUUUAAAGUUCAUUUUAAUAAAUGAUUUAUUUGUGGAGUGGAAAAGACUUUCUAAAUAAAUAAUCUAUUUUAAUAAAACUA